Molecule: messenger RNA, 771 nt
Organism: Ogataea haglerorum
Lineage: Eukaryota; Fungi; Ascomycota; Pichiomycetes; Pichiales; Pichiaceae
Exons: 2
Coding region: 1-771 (256 amino acids)
Source: RefSeq, a predicted model, not a curated record
AUGGACCUGUUGCUGGAGAAAGAGCCCAUAAUACCCACCAUUACGGUGGAUCACCAUAUACACACCCAGAACACAUACUUCGUUGCCGUUCCCGAGGUGCUCAGAACAGUUUACGACGCGCUGUUGCAACUGGCGCCGUCCAAGGUGGUUUCCUCGAUCAAGGUCAGCUUCCCAGAGCUGGAAGAGCAGGAGGAGGUCGAGGAGUUUGACGACGAGGAACAGCUGUACAAGUCGUCGACGGCGGUGCUGGCACAACAGGACUCCAAGACGAUCGAACUGCGCCAGACCAGGCUCAACAACCAGGACAUAAACUUCCUGCUUGUUCCCGUGUUCAAGAACAAGCUGAUCUACAAUCUUGUGGCGUCCGCGUUGUUUCAGCAUUUCGGCAUUUCGAAGCUUGUGUGUUUUGCAACCAGCGAGCUCAGCGGCCUGCACACGCUCAACAAACUUGUGUCGCCGAAUUUCAAAUUGCCGCGCAAAGAGCUGCUAUUGGAACAGGUGCCUGACAUGCGGCCGCCAAACUUCAUCACAGGCGCUCCCGGAGCCCUGGUGUCGCACGCAAACAUCUACAACGUGGAGGUGGCAGCCAUCGCAGUCUCUGCAGAGGGCGCGUUCCAGCUCGAUAUGGAGAAGUUUGACGUCGCCGCGCUCGUGGAUCUGGCCGCCGUGGUCGACGACUACCUGGGUCUGGGGGGAGACUACGUCCAGAUCGUCAGGGAACUCGCAAAGGUGAAAAAAGCAGGCAGUGGCAGCAACGCGUUGUAUAUAUAA